Molecule: messenger RNA, 1170 nt
Organism: Penicillium cinerascens
Lineage: Eukaryota; Fungi; Ascomycota; Eurotiomycetes; Eurotiales; Aspergillaceae
Product: TauD/TfdA family dioxygenase
Exons: 4
Coding region: 1-1170 (389 amino acids)
Molecular function (GO): oxidoreductase activity
Source: RefSeq, a predicted model, not a curated record
AUGGCUACAGUCGUUGAGACUGCUACUUCCCAGGGUCUGCCCUUGAACGGGGUUGACGUCAACAAGUUUCCAGACGGCUUGAAGACAUCUGGACAGCACCCCCCGUUUAUUCCAGAGUUCGACCACUAUCGCGAGAAUCCCGAGCUGUGGACGCACCGAUUCAGCGACGAUGAAAUUAAAGAGAUUGGCGAGGCUGCAGAUCAGUUUAUUCAGAAACAAGUGCCAUUGACUGGUAUCUCCAAGACCAAUUUCCCUCUUCCAACCCUUUCGCGCCGUCUGGAGGUUCUGCGCAAGGACUUGAUUGAUGGCAAAGGAUUUUAUCUUUUCAAAGGCAUUCCUGCCCGAGAGUGGAGUCUUCAAAAGUGUGCGACGGCGUACAUGGGUCUGGGCACUUACAUUGGAUACUUCGUGAGCCAAAAUGGCCGUGGACACGUUCUGGGCCACGUCAAGGAUCUGGGAGAAGAUCCAACCAAAACUGACCGAGUUCGCAUUUACCGCACCAAUGCUCGGCAAUACUUCCACACGGACGGAUCGGACAUCGUCGGACUUCUCUGUAUUGCUAAAUCUCUCUCUGGUGGUGAAUCAGACAUUGCAUCAACUCACAAUGUCUUCAAUGUGCUACAGGAAAGGCACCCGGAUGUCGUUCAAACACUCGUUGAGCCCAACUGGUACUUUGAUCGCAAGGGUGAGACUUCAGAGGGCGAAGAGCAGUGGAUUCGGGGCAGUAUCUUCUACCUCGAGAACGAGCGUAGCGAUAACCCCCGAGUAUACGCGAGAUUCGAUCCGAUGAAUGUGACUUCGCUGGCACGAUUCAACUCUGGACCGGACGCUCGCAUCCCUCCUCUAUCUGACAAGCAGAGAUAUGCAAUGGAGAUUUUCGAAAAGAUUUGUGCGGAGCUUUCUCUUCACAUGAUUCUAGAACUAGGCGACAUUCAGUUCGUCAGCAACUCCCAUGUUUUCCACGCACGGACUGCGUAUACCGACCAUCCCCCUGGUGCUGUAGAUGAGAAUGGCAACCCUGCCCGCCGCAGACACUUGAUGCGUCUUUGGCUUUCUGCACCUGAGUCGGACGGUGGCUGGAAGCUUCCAUAUCAUGAUUCAAUGGAGAAGAAGCGAGGAGGUAUCCAGGUCAAUGACCAACCACCCGUUUGUCCUCUGGAUGCGGAGUGA